AUGUCCUCAUCCAAACGGUCAGAGGGCAGGGGCUGCCGGGAGCCCAAGAGCUCCAGACAGUGGGACUGGGGCUGUCCAGAGACUCGGAGCCAACUGGAGGAGAUUUUCUUUGGGGACCAGGAUGUCAUCCGCCGGGGUUCAGAGGACUGCCGCAAGUUCUGGGCCUUUUUCGAACGCCUGCAGACCUUCCAGAGGUCUAAGGCAAGCUCAGAGGCCAAGAGGCCACCCGAGGCUGGGGCCCCACAGGGACCCAGAUGCACGGCCCUGGCCGACCUCCCUGCCACCUACGACCCGCGCUACCGCAUCAACCUGGCCUUGCUGAGCAGCAAGGGAGAGCCAGUCACUGAACUCAGAGGGAGCCGCAGCCAGCUGCCCCACGACCGGCUGGCAGAGUUCCGCCGGGCUGUCCUGCACUACCUGGACUUUGGGCAGAAGCAGGCUUUUGGGAAGCUGGCUAAGCUGCAGCGGGAGCGGGCAGCCCUGCCCAUGGCCCGAUAUGGGCGGCACCUGCUGCAGGCCCUCCAGGGACACCAGGUGGUGGUUGUGGCUGGGGACACAGGCUGUGGCAAGUCCACACAGGUGCCCCAGUACCUGCUGGCUGCCGGCUUCAGCCACGUGGCCUGCACCCAGCCCCGGAGAAUCGCAUGCAUCUCCCUCGCCAAGCGUGUUAGCUUUGAGAGCCUCAGCCAGUAUGGAUCCCAGGUGGGCUACCAGAUCCGCUUUGAGAGCACGCGUUCUCCGGCCACUAAGAUCGUGUUCCUGACGGAGGGCCUCCUGCUGCGGCAGAUCCAGCGGGAGCCAGGCCUGCCCCAGUAUCAGGUGCUCAUAGUGGAUGAGGUCCACGAGCGCCACCUCCACAGCGACUUCCUGCUGGGUGUCCUGCGACGCCUGCUGCCCGCCCGCCCAGACCUCAAGCUCAUCCUCAUGUCGGCCACCAUCAACAUCAGCCUCUUCUCCGGCUAUUUCGGCCACGCGCCAGUGGUGCAGGUGCCCGGGAGGCUGUUCCCCAUCACGGUCAUCUACCAGCCGGUACCAAAGGAGGAAGCGCCAACGUCCAAGUCGGAGAAGUUGGACCCAAGGCCAUUCUUGCGGGUGCUGCAGGCCAUUGACCACAAGUACCCGCCGGAGGAGCGGGGUGACCUGCUGGUGUUCCUCAGUGGCAUGGCUGAGAUCAGUGCGGUGCUUGAGGCCUUCCAGCCAUACGCUGCCCACACCAAACGCUGGGUGGUGCUGCCCCUGCACAGUGCCCUCUCCAUCACGGACCAGGACAAGGUAUUUGAUGUGGCUCCUCCUGGGGUACGAAAAUGUAUCCUGUCUACCAACAUCGCAGAAACCUCAGUGACCAUCGAUGGUGUCCGAUUUGUGCUGGAUUCUGGUAAAGUGAAGGAGAUGAGCUUUGACCCCAAGGCCAAGCUACAGAGGCUGCAGGAGUUCUGGAUCAGUCGGGCCAGCGCUGAGCAGAGGAAGGGCCGAGCUGGCCGCACGGGGCCCGGGGUGUGCUAUCGUCUCUAUGCAGAGUCUGACUAUGAUGACUUUGCCCCCUACCCUGUCCCAGAGAUCCAGAGGGUGGCCCUGGAUGCUUUGGUACUGCAGAUGAAGAGUAUGGGGCUAGGGGACCCCCGAAACUUCCCCUUCAUUGAGCCUCCGCCUGCUGCCAGCCUGGAAACAGCCAUCGUCUACCUGCGGGACCAAGGUGCCCUGGACGCCUCGGAGAACCUCACGCCCAUAGGGACCCUGCUGUCUGAGCUGCCUGUGGACGUGGUCAUAGGGAAGAUCUUGAUCCUGGGUUGCCUCUUUGACCUGGUGGAGCCUGUGCUGACCAUGGCAGCGGCCCUGAGCGUCCAGUCCCCCUUUGUGCGAAGUGCUCAGAGCAACCUGGACCACGGAACAGCCCGGAAGCCCCUGGAGAGUGACCACGGGGACCCCUUCACCCUGCUCAAUGCCUUCAAUGCCUGGGUGCAGGUGAAGUCAGAGCGCGGCGCCAACUCCAGGAAGUGGUGCCGCCGCCGGGGCCUCGAGGAGCAUCGCCUCUAUGAGAUCGCCAACCUGCGCCGGCAGUUCAAGGGGCUGCUGCAGGAGCACGGGCUGCUGGUGGAGGCCAGGCCGGCCGCCAUGGACAGCUACAGCCGCCAGCAGCAGCACCGCCGGCGCCGGGAGCUGUACCAGCUGAAGCGGGAGCACGAGGAGGGCGAAGGCCGCAAGCGGAAGGUCCUGCGGCUCGAGGCCCCGGAGGGCGGCUCGUCCAGCGACGACGACGCGGCGGCCCGGGCCGGGGAGGACGCCCGGCCUGUGGACAUCCAGGAUGUCAAGUUCAAGCUCCGACACGACAUGGGCCAGCUUCAGGCCGCCGCCAGCUCCGCCCAGGACCUGUCCCGGGACCAGCUGGCCCUGCUGAAGCUCGUGCUGGGCCGAGGCCUCUACCCCCAGCUGGCCACCCCGGACCCGUUCAACGGCUGCCGCAAGGACUCGGACCAGUUCUUCCACACGCAGAGCAAGCAGGGGGCCGUGCUCCACCCGACCUCGGUCUUCGCCAGCAAUCCCGACCUGCUCCAGGGAGGCCAGACGGAGGCCCGGGAGAAGGGCAGAGAUCACAAGGACGGCCUGAGCAGCCGGCACCAGCUGCUGGCCUUCGUCUCUCUCCUGGAGACCAACAAGCCCUACCUGGUGAGCUGCGUGCGCCUCCCGGCCCUGCAGGCCGUCCUGCUCUUCAGCCGAAGCCUGGACACAAACGGCGACUGCUCCCGCCUGGUGGCGGACGGCUGGCUGGAGCUCCGGCUGGAGAGCGGCGAGAGGGCCACGCAGCUCCUGGCCACGGCCCUGCGCCUCCGGGCCCGCUGGGAAGAGGCCCUGGACCGGCAGCUGGCCCGCCAGGCCCGGCCGCACGGCGAGGAGAGGGAGGCCGUGGCCCUCAAGGCCGAGAGGAAGGCGGCAGCGGCCCUGGGCCGGGACCUGCUGGACUUCGUGAGAUCCGAGGUGUUCUACAGCGUCCACAGGCUGACCGCUCUGGAGGCUCAGAACCUGUACGUGGGGCCCCAGACCGUCUUAGCGGCCCCCCAGCUCUCAGCUGUGUUUGGGGGUGCAGCCAUGAGCCCCGACCACACCAAGGGCGGCUACACCGUCUCCAGCUUCCUUACCUAUAACUGCCUCACGAGCGACACAGACUUGUACAGCGACUGCCUGCGCACGUUCUGGAGCUGCCCCCGCUGUUCGCUGUACCUGCCCUUCACCCCCCUGGAGCGGAUGUGCCACGAGAACAGCUGCCAGGCCGCCCCCGGUGAGUGCCCGGGAGUCAGCGACGAGGAGGCCGAAUCCAGCCGCCAGACGUCAGCCCUGCAGCGGCCCUACCGCUGUGAGCUCUGCCAGAAGGACCUGCUGCUCACGCCCACCGAGAUCCUUCGUCACCGCAAGCAGCACACGUGAGGGGGCUGGAGAUGAGCGGCCAGCGGGGGGCCCAGGGCUGGUGUUUGGGGGUUAAGGACUCGGUCCCGGCUGCCCGCGGGGCCAGCCAUGCCCACUGGGGGGUUUCGUCCUCUGGGUGUGAAUGGAAAGUCGGGCGCCAUCCCCUCCUCGCUGCGGCCCGCCUCGAUUCCCGGAAGGCCCUCCUGUCGCCCUCCGGGCCCGGGUUUGCCUUUGCUCGGGCCCAUUUCCCUGGCCACACCCGGCCCCCCUUUCCUCUGGCCCAGGCCUGCCCUGAGCCUCCUGGAGCGUCCGGCCUCAUGAGGCGGGCUCAGGCCGCGCCAGUCCUUCGCCUGGACUUGGAGCUUGCUGAAUUUCAGGGAACAAGUUCAUGCAAGGUGCUGUGGUGGGGCAGAACCUGGGCCAGAACCGGGCUGGGGCGCCUCGUCUCAGGGCUUUCCCUCUGGACCCUGACAUUCUCCGUCAAGCUUCCUUUCUCCCCAAAGGGAAAUGCGUAGUUUGGGGAAGGGAGACCCUUAGUCCGGCUGCCUCCCUCGGAGAGCUUCCUGGCCACCAUCUUGUCCGCAGCCACGUCCCGGGCUCCCGGAGAGGUCGGGGAUGGAACCCAGAAACCCCCUCUUCUGGCUCGUCCCCUGAGCUGCGAGCUACAGGGCGGCCCGCUGGCACCAUCUCCGGCGCCAGGACGGCUGCUCGCAGAGUGGGCCCUCGGAGCGGAGGGCGAGACUCUAGGUUAGGAUUUCUGACACAAAGUGUGGGCAGCUUUUCCCGCUACGCUUGGGAGAAGAUGCCGAGAUUAGCCGUAGGAGAGGGGGAUCCACAGCCAGCCGAGCGUCUGAAUGGAGGGAGAGGCGGCUAAUGGAGGCCUCCCAGGAUUGGCAUUUAGCUGUGACCCAUUUAAUGUGCUUUAUCAAUUCUGAAUCAUUUUUUUAAACCUUAGAAGAGAAACCGAUCACAUGCUAUUCACAGCUACGAACAGGGAAUGAAUUCAGAAGAGAUAAAAUAAUUCCAUUUAUGUGGAAUUGAAAAGCUUCUCCCUGCACAAAAUGAAUGCAUUGAGAAUAAGAAGGGAAGAGACUGACUGGGGGGAAAUCUUUGUAGUGCAUCCCUUUAAUAAAAUGGUAAUCUUU
Gracilinanus agilis (Agile Gracile Mouse Opossum) is the source of this 4544-nucleotide messenger RNA. It is a transcript of the gene DHX34, whose product is annotated as DExH-box helicase 34. Lineage: Eukaryota; Metazoa; Chordata; Mammalia; Didelphimorphia; Didelphidae. Bases 1 to 3420 code for a protein of 1139 amino acids. The record is from RefSeq and is a predicted model, not a curated record. The transcript is spliced from 16 exons. Gene Ontology annotation, cellular component: intracellular anatomical structure. Gene Ontology annotation, molecular function: ATP binding; RNA binding. Gene Ontology annotation, biological process: nuclear-transcribed mRNA catabolic process, nonsense-mediated decay.